AUGGAGAAGAAAAAGCCCAAAUCUCCGCCGAAGGCUUCGCUUCCUGCCAAGCCGCUGUCAAUCGCGAAAGCCAUCGUUACUUCCCAAAAGUCAGAUGUGCCGCUCCCAAUAGCGGAAUCAGCGCCGGUUGAGCCUUCCCUGGAACCUGUCUCGCCCACAUCGCCCCCAAUUGGAAAAAUGUCUAGCCCUAAUUCGGAUUUGUGUUCCAAAUCUGUUGAGGAAUCAACUGUUGCCCCUGAGAUCGCCAUUCCCUUAUCUGAUCCGGUGACAACCCAAGCUGAAACUGAUGCUGCUAGCGCUGCAAGCAAGCUCGUUUCAAAGGAACCAGCUGAUGAAACCAUAACUGAGACGACCCCGGAAACCACAGAUCUCCCUGCUGGCACCCCAUCUUGGAGUUCUCUCGUCAAAGGAACAGCAAAACAACUCUGUAAGAAGAGAGAAGCAUUCACAUUGCCCUCUGGGGAAGCAUGUGUGACUCGGGAUAUAUCUGUUUCCAAAAUGGAGGGCAAUGCCUUCCUUUUUAGAAUCCCAAACGCAUUCACAAGGAAUCGGGUCAUUAAUCAGAGAUUAUGGCAAAUAGAAGGACAAACUAUGUUUGUUGCUAAAUGGGAACCUGGAGUCAUACCCGUCAAACCAGAGUUAUCCAAAGCUCCAAUCUGGCUGGAGUUGAGGAAAGUUCCAUUUCAGUUCUUCAAUGAUGAGGCAUUGGGGGAAAUAGCAGGUAUGGUUGGAGAUCCGAAAUUCCUGCAUCCAUCCACAGCAAAAAAAACAAAUCUCGAAGUGGCAAAAGUGUUUACUAUCAUAGACCCAAGGAAGCCUCUUCCUGAAGCAGUCAAUGUCCAGUUUGAGUCUGGUGUGAUUAACAGGAUAUUAGUCUCAAGUCCGUGGAUGCCUCCUGUUUGUGGCCACUAUAAGGAGAUUGGCCACAACACUAAGAGAUGUCCGAAAUCUCCGAUCACCUGUAAGAUCUGUUCUUCCUCUUCCCACGAUUUGAGCUCUUGUCCGAAGUCAAAGCAGGGAGUUAAUGCUGGAAAGAAAACUCGAAGAGGGCGGUCCAAGAGCAGAGUCUGGACAGAGGUUUCUGAUAAAAGAAAGGGCAUCGACACUACUUCGGAUAUACAGAUCGCCGAGGUUUCAAAUUCUGAUCUGGGUAAAGGUAAAGACUUCAAUGUUGGUGAAUCUAGUAUUGAGAAGGUGACCCCGCCGCUUAUGCCUACUACAGUGAUGAAGCAAAAAGGAAUUGUAAUCACUAGCGAGGUUAUCUCUGAACCAGAAGAAGACUCUUCUGAUGUCUUAUCGAGCGAUUCAGAAGAGGUUGGAUUUAAUGAUGAUGACGAGGAGGAGGGGCAGAUUGUGGAAAAGUCUCAGACAAAUAAAACUCCUCCGAAGAAAAAGAUUGUGGGUUUAAGUGGUGCUAGGGGCAAGGGCCCCAAAUCGCAUUAG
Eutrema salsugineum is the source of this 1443-nucleotide messenger RNA. RefSeq lists its product as uncharacterized. NCBI's taxonomy places the organism in Eukaryota, Viridiplantae, Streptophyta, Magnoliopsida, Brassicales, Brassicaceae. The transcript has 2 exons. Gene Ontology annotation, molecular function: zinc ion binding; nucleic acid binding. The record is from RefSeq and is a predicted model, not a curated record. The coding region runs from base 1 to 1443 and encodes 480 amino acids.